CACAGCCUGGCAGCCUACCUGGACAGGCACAAACCGGCAGCCUACCGGGACAGACACAGGCUGCCAGCCUUCCAGGACAGACACAGAUGGGCAGCCUACCAGGACAGGCACAAACCGGCAGCCUACCGGGACAGACACAGACUGAAAGCCUACCGGGACAGACACAGGCUGCCAGCCUUCCAGGACAGACACAGAUGGGCAAACUACCAGGACAGACACAGACUGGCAGCUUACCUGGACAGACACAAACUGGCAGCCUACCUGGACAGGCACAGACUGGCAGCUUACCAGGACAGACACAUGAAAGCCUACCGGGACAGACACAGGCUGCCAGCCUUCCAGGACAGACACAGAUGGGCAGCCUACCAGGACAGACACAAACUGGCAACCUACCUGGACAGACACAGACUGGCGAACUACCUGAACAGACACAAACUGGCAGCCUACCUGGACAGACGGAGACUGGCAAAAUACCUGAACAGACACAGUCUGGCAGCCUUCCUGGACAGACAAAAGAAGGCAGUUUGCCCUCAAAACAAGAAGGUGACGCACCCAAACAACCACAGGCUACCAAUGUACUGACAAAUCAAGCCAGUGGGUUACCAGCACAGCAACCGGCCAGUGCUCUACCAACACAGUCACAGACAGGUGAAAAUCAGGGACAGUUGAGCAAGCAAUCAUCACAGGUUCCUGCUUCUUUGUCUUCUACAUCCCCAAGUGCAACAGGUGCUGGCGUUACUGUGUCAGUCACUACAUUGGGAGUGUCUGUGAAAGAUUUAAUUAGCUCCACUGCAACCAGCUUUUGGGCCUCUACUGGUAAGUUAAAUUUCUGA
Messenger RNA from Lingula anatina, 833 nucleotides. RefSeq lists its product as uncharacterized. The record is from RefSeq and is a predicted model, not a curated record. Lineage: Eukaryota; Metazoa; Brachiopoda; Lingulata; Lingulida; Lingulidae.